AUGAUACUUUUGGGUAUCAUCACCAUCGGGACCUAUGUACCGUGGCUCGCGUGGAUCGAUUGGAUCUGCGGUUUGGAUGCUAAACUCGAAAAGACGGCAAAGGAUUUUGAUGUGCUCAUGGAGAAAGUUGUGCAAGAUCAUGAAGCUGGAGACGGACAUGGGAAUGAUUUCGCCGAUGUAUUACUCUCUCUUCAGAAAGACAAGAGCAUUGGGUUUGAGAUCAACAGGAGCAGCAUUAAGGCAAUCCUCUUGGACGCUUUUGUGGGUGGUUCAGACACAUCCUCGACGCUUUUGGAAUGGGAACUAACAGAGCUUCUACGUCACCCAGAGUGUCUGAAAAAGAUUCAAGAAGAAGUCCGUACGAUUUGUAAGGGGAAAUCGAGCGUAUCAGAAGACGACCUUCAAGACAUGAUCUACUUGAAAGCUGUGGUCAAGGAGACGCUCAGGCUACAUCCUCCAGUUCCAUUGAUGGUUCCUCACAAAUUGAUUGAAGACAUCAAAUUAGGAGAUCAAAACGUACCGGCCGGUUCGUUGGCUAUUAUCAAUCUUUGGACGAUCGGGAGAGAGGUCGCGACGUGGGGACCAGACGCGGAGGAGUUUAAACCGGAGAGGCAUCUAACCUCGUCUGCUGAUUACCGUGGUCAGGAUUUUGAGCUGAUCCCUUUUGGAUCAGGGAGGAGGAUGUGCCCAGGGAUAUCAUUCGCUGAGGUGUUGAAUGAAGUGGCUUUGGCUAACUUGAUUCAUGGGUUUGAUUGGCAAGCUACAGAAGAUCUUCAGGCCGACAUCGCUGAAUCAGUCGGUACUGUGAUUCGCCGUGAGUUCCCUCUUUACGUGAUUGCAUCACCAACUACUUAG
This is a messenger RNA of Thlaspi arvense, 855 nucleotides long. The record is from the annotation of a GenBank genome assembly. NCBI's taxonomy places the organism in Eukaryota, Viridiplantae, Streptophyta, Magnoliopsida, Brassicales, Brassicaceae.